CAGGCCGCGGUGCCCAGCUCUCAGCUGAGGCUGCCUGGCUUGGAGGCGUGAGUGGGUGCGGAGAGCGGCGCUCGUGUGGCGAGCGAGCCAGGAGGGCCUGAGUGGCGCAGCGAGCGGGCAGCGCCCCCGUGCUCGUCGGCCGCCGCGAUGUCUGCUCGGUGCUGUGCGGGCCAGUUGGCCUGCUGCUGUGGGCCUGCAGGCUGCUCCCUCUGCUGCGGCUGCUGCCCCAAGGUGCGACAGUCACGGACCACCCGCUUCAUGUACGCACUGUACUUCAUCCUGGUCGUCUGCCUCUGCUGCAUGAUGAUGUCACCCACCGUGGCUAAGCAGAUGGAGGAGCACAUUCCUUUUUUUGAAGAUAUUUGCAAAGGCAUUAAAGCUGGUGACACCUGUGAGACGCUGGUGGGGUACUCUGCAGUGUACCGAGUCUGCUUUGGAAUGGCGUGUUUCUUCUUUCUCUUCUGCCUGCUGACCUUGAAAAUCAACAACAGUAAAAGCUGCAGAGCCCAUAUUCACAAUGGCUUUUGGUUCUUUAAACUUCUGCUGUUGGGGGCCAUGUGCUCAGGAGCUUUCUUCAUUCCAGACCAGGAGACCUUUCUCAAAGCCUGGCGCUACGUGGGAGCCUUUGGAGGCUUCAUCUUUAUAGGUAUCCAGCUCCUUCUGAUUGUGGAGUUUGCACAUAAAUGGAACAAAAACUGGACUGCAGGCACCACCAGUAACAAGCUGUGGUACGCCUCCCUGUCCCUGGUGACUCUCAUCAUGUACUCCGUUGCCGUCGGGGGCUUGAUUGUGAUGGCAGUAUUUUAUACACAGAAAGUCGGCUGCAUGGAGAACAAGAUUAUCCUGGGAUUAAACGGAGGCCUGUGCCUGCUUAUUUCAAUGGUAGCCAUCUCACCCUGUGUCCAGAAUCGUCAGCCACAUUCCGGGCUGCUGCAGUCAGGGCUUAUCAGCUGCUACGUCACAUACCUCACUUUCUCAGCUCUGUCUAGCAAACCUGUAGAAGUAGCUCUGGAUGAACAUGGGAAGAAUGUUACCAUUUGUGUGCCCAACUUUGGUCAGGACCUAUAUAGAGAUGAAAACUUGGUGACAACGCUGGGUACUCUCCUCUUGAUUGGGUGCAUCUUGUAUUCUUGUUUGACAUCAACAACAAGAUCAAGUUCUGAUGCUCUGCAGGGGCGAUAUGCAGCUCCUGAACUGGAAGUAGCUCGGUGUUGUUUCUGCUUCGGGCCUGAUGGAGUGGACACCGAAGAGCAGCAGAAUGUAAAAGAGGGACCUCGGGUCAUUUAUGAUGAGAAGAGAGGCACUGUCUACAGCUAUUCCUAUUUCCACUUCGUGUUCUUUUUGGCUUCCCUGUAUGUGAUGAUGACUGUUACCAACUGGUUCCACUAUGAAAGUGCCAGCAUUGAGACCUUCUUCAGUGGGAGCUGGUCCAUCUUCUGGAUCAAGAUGGCCUCCUGCUGGGUGUGCGUGCUGCUGUACCUGUGGACGCUGGUCGCUCCCCUCUGCUGUCCCUCUCGGCAGUUCUCCGUGUGAGGAUGGCAGCUGGCCACUUCGCUCAGCAGGCUGUGCUGAAAGAGCUGUCCUUUGAAUCAGAGUACCAGGGUCUGAGCAGCAACUGGCGCCUUAUGAAAAGCUGAUAUCCCCUGGCUAUCUUAAGUGUGUCUGAAAAAGCUUUCAGGGGGAUAAGGAAAAAACAAACAAACAAACAAACAAAAAACCCAGAUGAGCUUUUUUAAUUCUGAAAUUCAGAAAGAAACUACCAAUUUGUCCUGAAGAAAUUGAAAUUUCCAACCAACCUGAACUUGUGAUACAUGCAUUUUUAUGUCUUACCCUUAGGAACUGGGUAGUGGUACUUGGGUAUGCUGUCACCAAAAGAAUGGUAUAACAUCUUUUUACAGGGAUAAAAAUUAUCUUGUGUGACCUUUAUUCCCAUUCUUGGAAUUAAAAAGAAAGCAAAAUGUUGAGUCUCCAGCCCCCAAGAGAAUCCAGACCCCUGUCUCUCUUACUUUCAUCUCCUAAAUCACCUCCUGGAGCCUUUUCCCCAAAGGGCUCUGCUCACAGCUCCCUGGUAUUUAUAGGGAACAAGAGGAAGCACCUGCCUUUAAAUCCACUCUCAGUGCUGCCUCCUCGUGGUUCCCAAGUGUUUCCCUUUGUGGUUGUGAUGCUGGGAAUCACAGCCUUCCCUCUCUGCCCUUGGCCUUCCAGAGGUCCCCUCAUCCUUUCUGGGUUUAGCAUCUUUGUAAUAAUGUGAAAAGCACAAUUUGCCAUCACUAUCCAUGUAUUUCCCCAUCAUGUUAACACUACCUGAUCCAACUUACUGCAAUAAGUACGGCACUUAUCCAUGGUGGUGUUCAUGUGAUUCUAGAACAACAUUCAUGUUUUCUUUGCCUAAGUGAUGGAGAACUAUGGUUCUUACUUGUUCGUGCUAUAAUUAAUAAUACUUUAAGGACCUUAACAAAAAGUUUCUUCUUGGCUGAAAUCUGCUGCACCCCUCUUUCAGGUGUAAAGGUUAGCCCCUCAGCUUCUCCUCCACCUUGAAGCCUUUGAAAUUAAAAAAGCAAAAGAG
Molecule: messenger RNA, 2566 nt
Organism: Ictidomys tridecemlineatus (thirteen-lined ground squirrel)
Lineage: Eukaryota; Metazoa; Chordata; Mammalia; Rodentia; Sciuridae
Gene: Serinc5
Product: serine incorporator 5
Cellular component (GO): membrane
Source: RefSeq, a predicted model, not a curated record